Diceros bicornis minor is the source of this 2378-nucleotide messenger RNA. RefSeq names its product regulator of G protein signaling 9 binding protein (gene RGS9BP). Gene Ontology annotation, biological process: G protein-coupled receptor signaling pathway; detection of light stimulus involved in visual perception. The record is from RefSeq and is a predicted model, not a curated record. Gene Ontology annotation, cellular component: neuron projection; photoreceptor outer segment. NCBI's taxonomy places the organism in Eukaryota, Metazoa, Chordata, Mammalia, Perissodactyla, Rhinocerotidae. The coding region runs from base 790 to 1497 and encodes 235 amino acids. The transcript has a single exon.
CCGGCCUCGCGGAUCGCCCUUUAUUGCUCACUUUAGAGGACGGAGGUGCCCAGUCCUAUGAAGCACACCACUCCUGUCGCUGGCAGGGUCUGGGAGUCAGGGUCCCUGGGUUCUACCCCUCACUCGCACGGACGUUGCGUGACCUAGGCACCCUUUUUUACCUGGGCCUCAGUUUCCCCAUCCAUAAAAUAGGGGAGGGCUGGAUCUGCCAAGCGCUAGUAUUCCAGAACUUACAGAACUUACGUCGGAUGCGGAAGAGGGGGAGAAGGGGACCUACACGUGACCUCCCCUCGCGGGGCCCCGCCUAUCCCUGGUCCAGGGGAUGGAAGCGCCCAGCGAGGACGGGCGGGGGUGGGCGGAUCCUAAGAAACCCGACCUGGCCGCCCUUGGCAGCGGCUAAGGCUGAGCGCAGCUCGGCGGCCGGCCAGCCCUGGCGUCGGCACCAGAGGAGGAUGGGGACCGCAAACUGGGCUUCGCAGGGGGCCACCGUGGAGGAAAGGGCCGUGCAAAGACUCGGCGUGUGACUCAGAGCGCAUCUGGGAGGAUGGACGAGGGGACGGGAGGCAGCUAACGGAGCUUCCUCUCUGCUCCCGGUCUGCGGAGGCGCACGUCGCGGGUCCCGAGCGGCCCCCGUCGACAGCAGCGGCAGCGCUGAGCUAGUCUCGGGCCAUGAGGAGCGCUCGGACCGCCCAGCCCGGGGCUAUAGUCGGGUCUGGCCGCGCCCUGCCGCGCUGAGGGCGUGAGGCCGAGAGGGGCGCGGGAGGCCGCGCUGCGCCGGAGCGCACCGCCAUGGCGAGGGAGGAGUGCAAGGCGCUGCUGGACGCGCUCAACAAGGCGACAGCUUGCUACCACCACCUGGUGCUGACCGUCGGCAGCUCGGCGGAUUCGCAGAACCUGCGGGAGGAGCUGCAGGAGACGCGCCAGAAGGCGCAGGAGCUGGCAGUGACCACCCGCGCCCGGCUGACGGCCGCGCUGCGCGACCGGGGCCUGGGCGCCGAGGAGCGCGCCGAGUUCGAGCGCCUCUGGGUGGCCUUCUCCGGCUGCCUGGACCUGCUGGAAGCCGACAUGCGGCGUGCGCUGGCGCUAGGCACCGCGUUCACGCUGCACGCGCCGCGGCGGCCGCUCGUGCACACGGGGGUGACCGGUGGUGCGGAGAGCAUAGCGGCGCGCGCCCUGAGCGUCCGCAGGCUGCGGCACGAGGCGGAGCGAGACUUCGACGUGAACGACCUGCACGAGCUGGAGCGGGAGAUCCUUCAGGUGGGCGAGAUGAUCCACGACAUGGAGAUGAAGGUCAACGUGCCCCGCUGGACGGUGCAGGCCCGGCUGGCAGCGGGCGCCGAGCUUCUAUCCAGCGCCGGCGCCUCUUCGGCGGGCGGCGUGUCCAUAGAAGAGCGCACGAGGCCCUGCGACCUGAGCAAGGCUCUGGCCGCCGCCGUCUUCAGCGCCGUGCUGCUGGUGGCUGUGGCACUAGCCGUGUGCGUGGUGAAGCUGAGCUGACCCGACACCCGACGGCUCCCCGCCGCCACAGCGUCCUCCCCAGGGGUAGCCCUCCGGGAAAGACCGCAACCCGGAUGGAAAUGGGAUCUGGCAUGUUUAAGGGAAGCGGUUCUAAAACCCUGUGUAUGUACGUCUCCACGCGUAUUUCAAGCACACAUCUCCUUGGGCAGAACAUGGUUUCCUCUUGCUGGCCGGGGAAGUGUUAAUUUUGUGCGGGCCGCCGGCGUAUUGCCACUAAUAUAUGCAGGAGCUUUAUCCCCUAUUAAUAGAAAACCGGCCACAGUGACCCCAGAUUCCUCCGAGUUAAUGCGUUACCGCAUGUGCUGCUGGGGCGUGUUUACACUGAGGCUGAGUUUGGGGCCCCCACCCCUGCCGGCGAUACCCACUCUCCGGGUGGGGCACUUUGGAAAAUGGGGUGAGGUCAAAUGAACUGCGGAAAAGGGGGCUGUUUUGCUGUGUGUAGGUGGUGGUUUUGUUUCUUACGCAAGAAACAAAUUGCAGUAAGAUGUAAGCAGUUUUUAUUACCUUAAUCCUUUGGGGCCUAAGUUUAGGAGGGUGUGCAAAUAGCAAUUUAUCGCAGUGCUUUCUCUAUGGCUCACGAUUGCGCUUUUUGGCGGAAUUUAUCCAUUAGUCACCAAAAGCAGCUAGAAGAGGUUUGGGGUCGUGAUCUCCCGCGCAGGGUCUGACUCUACUUAGGAAACCAGAGAAGGGCUGUUGAACCUGCCCUCAGGGGCUGGGAUCCACUGCACACUCUUGCCCAUGGAAAAGGAGCGGGGCAAGCUUUGGGAAGGACUACCUGGCGUUUAAACAGGCACUGUCUCCUUCGCUGGGGCUUAUUUUUGUUCCAGAACUAGAGCAGUUGUUGAUCCUCCUUUGGGGGG